GUGUGUUCUCCUGUGUGAGCUAGGUGGAGGGCUGAGUGCUCCCAGGGCCUCAUUGUGUCUGAAAUCUAAACAAUCAGGGCAGCUGCAGCAGUGAAGCAUGGUCAUCUGCCACGCCACAGCUUCCUCCACCCUCUCAGCCCAGCACACACACACUUCCUCCAGAGAGAGCGAGGUCAGUGCAUGGCUAUAUUUAGUGCCAUGAGCCUUGGCUUACACCCAGCAAUGGUAUAAAAGGCUGUGCCUGUAGAGAAGAUCAGACCCAACUCACAGACUAAGAGCAAGCAGCAGCUCCCUGACACAGAGCAGUAUCAGGACUACAUCAUAUCUCACAAGACUCAAGCGUAUAUUUACACCAGCAUGAGGCCGAGAAGACUGCUGUUAUCCGUGGCUCCUUUGCCCACAAUAACAGAGACGCACGAGGAUGCCUCACAGACGGGAUGCUCCUCGCAGUCUAUGGAGGAAUAUGUCGACUCUAUUAAAAAGCUGGCCCAGCCUGCAUACGGCCCUGUGCGGGUUGCACGGACUCUGAGGCCUCGUCUCUUUUCCAAGCCUCUGGACAAACACUUGGGAAGUAGCAGCUCACUUCACUGCUCCUACAGGACCCCACGGUCACGUGUAACCACGCUGGGUCUAGAUGAGCUUACACACAGUUUCAGCAGCCACAGAGACCCGGUGGACUGGCUCUUUGCACAGACACAGUUACCUGCACCUCGAGAGGAGCUGCGCAGGACUGACAGUGCACCAGCUGCCCUGAGGUUACUGUAAUAAACUACUCACAAUGGAACUGUGCUGCACUGGACUGAGAAACGAUACACUGGAGGAUGUUGGACGCAGACUUAAUAAUAGCUUAAUUUAUUUGUGUGUGUCUGUUUUUUUUGUUUUAUGUUUACAUUGUAUGUUUUAAAUAAAGUUUAACAGUUUGGAAA
Pangasianodon hypophthalmus (striped catfish) is the source of this 926-nucleotide messenger RNA. RefSeq names its product DEPP1 autophagy regulator. NCBI's taxonomy places the organism in Eukaryota, Metazoa, Chordata, Actinopteri, Siluriformes, Pangasiidae. Gene Ontology annotation, biological process: regulation of autophagy. Gene Ontology annotation, cellular component: mitochondrion. The coding region runs from base 358 to 765 and encodes 135 amino acids. The transcript is spliced from 2 exons. The record is from RefSeq and is a predicted model, not a curated record.